GUGAGGCAGUGAAAUACUGUAUGGACUGUCAGGAGUAUCUGUGUGGAGCUUGUGUCGAAAGUCACAAUAGUUUUACUGUCCUAGAUGGACAUACUUUAGUAGGAAAGUCUCACGCACAGUAUGGAAAUACAAGUAAAACUAGUACAGACAACAAGCGCUCCUUACCGUCGGUACCUACUGAAAGGUGUGAAUUGCACUCAUUGAAAUUGGUAGACAUGUACUGUGUUGAUCAUGACUCGGUCGGAUGUCAUGCAUGCUUUACGAUCAGUCACAAGUCAUGUCAAGGCAUUCAUUACAUUCCCGAGGAGGUUCAGACAAUACCACAGGCUGAACAAAGUAGGAAGAUAAAGGAAGAAAUGGAAAAGGCAAUUCCCGAACUGGAUGGCGUUAUGAAACAGAAACAAAAGGAUAUUGAAGAUAAUAGAAAAACAAAAGCGAUUCACAUUGAAGAAAUCAAAGCCUUCAGGGAAGAAAUCAAUUAAACAUUGGAUCGACUAGAACAAGACUCUGAACUAAAUGAAAAAUAUGAUAAACUGGAUAAAAGAUUUCAAGAAGAAUUAGAUGAAUUACAGAAUACGGUAGCCAGACUUACAACACGUAACGCUAAAACUGACUCGUCUCGUAGGAACGCUUCACAACAAUUUGUAAACACAAAGAUAUGCGAGAAAAUUAUUUUUGAGAUCACAGAGAAAUUGAAAGUUCCUGGAUCUGUGGUAUUACGUUUGAAAAACACCCACAACAAAUUAAUUCGCUCGGAAAGUUCACUUAUCAAACAAGACAGUUUCUUUACAAAAUUCAAAGCUCGGAGAAUUACAAUAUGUAAUUAAAAGGCGAUAAAUUUGACUGCGAUAUUUGGUCGACAUGUGUACUUGACUCUGGUGAUAUUCUGUUAACAGAUUACGACAACAAGAACAUUAAAAUGGUUGACCUUAAAAAUACCCAGGAAUAGAUUCAUUGGUAAUGCCCUCCAAACCGCAAUCAGUUUGCGAGGUAAAUAGUAUUGAGGCGGUUGUGAGCCUUGAAAAUAGAACAAUGUACUUUGUGUCUACUAAGAAUCGUCUGGGCCUCACACGUUCACUGAAGUUUGACCAUGGCUGUCGAGGUAUUGCCGUUGUAGAUGAUCAGCUCGUGAUAUGUAAAAGUGGUAGAAAGAUUUAUGUCUACAAAAUGAAUGGAGAUCGUUUGAAGGCAAUCGAGAAAGAUCGAUCCGGAAAUGACAUCUUUGGUCAUAUUCGUGAAAUUUCAGCGCGUAAUGGCAUAAUAUAUAUGGCUGAUAAUGCGAAAGGUCCGGUUGGAAUAGACACAGACGGUAAUGUGAUCUGGGUAUUCUGGCCAAGAUCUGAAAGGUGCCUUUAGUGUAUGUACAGACCAAAACGGCAAUGUGUUUAUUAGCGGUAUGUCAUCGAAAAAUGUUGUACAAUUAACUUCGAAAGGGAAGUUACUGGGUGAAUUUGUCUCAAGCACAUACGGCUUGAAAUGUCCACAAGCUUUAAGUUUUGAUGCGAAAAAGUGCAAGCUGAUUGUAUCAGAUGGAAAUGAGCUGCACGUAUUUCACGUGAGAUAAGUAGGAUUCUGUUUUAUAUAUACAUACCCAGACUUAUAUGAAAUACGGACAUUGUGUAAAUUGAUUUGCUUAUGUGCUGCAUAUAUACAUAUAUUUAGGUUUCAGUUCUUAUACAGUGACAUUAUUUCGGACUGAAUGCGUAGGAAGAAAUAAUUUGUAUCUUAUGUAUGCUAGAGAUGAACAGUAAUUUAGUUCUUUUUCCACACACACGUACAUAAUAAUGACAGUUUCAACUACAUUUCUUCACUUUUCAUGUUAGAAGAUAUUUUUGCAAUCUCUUUUUGAAACCUAUGUUACUGUACAAGUAAAGUUUUGUAUGAAAUGGUGUAAAUGUCUCUUUUACUGUUCUUCAGCUGAAAGUAUUUAAUGAUUGUAAACUCUUUAAUAGAUCUAUAGACCUUGA
Molecule: messenger RNA, 1967 nt
Organism: Mercenaria mercenaria
Lineage: Eukaryota; Metazoa; Mollusca; Bivalvia; Venerida; Veneridae
Product: tripartite motif-containing protein 66-like
Exons: 2
Coding region: 21-482 (153 amino acids)
Source: RefSeq, a predicted model, not a curated record